AUGGGGGAGCCUGGGUCAAUCACGGAGACAAACCAGCCUUCUCUGGGAAGGCUCCGGAGAAGCAUCAUGCCCCAGACUUUAGCAAAGAAGAGACAACUGGUUGUGGCCAUGAGCAAGCGGAGACGUCAGGAAAGGACUGAACAUCCAAAGAGGCUCACCAGCUGCAUUUUUAAAAGUCCAGUCACCAAGGCCACUGCCCAUCCUGACAACCAGGUCUGGCGCAGGCGGCAGGAGGGGAACAUGGAGAAGCCGCAGCAGAGGAGUGCCUACAGGAGGCUGCAGGGGCUCCAGGCCUGCAGCAGUGAAGGGGAACCUAUAAAUACUGUGGAUAUGACAGAUGUGAUGAGAAUAAGUGCACCAACAACGAAGGGUGAACCCCUGGGCCGGGCUGGUCCUGGCUCUCUCCACAGCAGCCCCCAGCCCAGCGCAGCACAGUUGUUACAUUGGGCAGAGAUGAUUCCAGGACCGGGCCUCUGUGGCCCACAGCUUCUGGGCAUCCAACCGGUCACCCGUGGAAACAUCCAGAAACAGAAUAACAGAGUGAAGAGAGCAAGAGAGAGACUGGCUGCAGCUUUGAGAGAAGACAAGCUGGCCAGGGAGGCAGAGAGCCAGGAGUCAAAGAGAAUGUUUUGA
Molecule: messenger RNA, 633 nt
Organism: Pipistrellus nathusii (Nathusius's pipistrelle)
Lineage: Eukaryota; Metazoa; Chordata; Mammalia; Chiroptera; Vespertilionidae
Source: the annotation of a GenBank genome assembly